Hordeum vulgare subsp. vulgare (domesticated barley) is the source of this 1352-nucleotide messenger RNA. RefSeq lists its product as uncharacterized. The record is from RefSeq and is a predicted model, not a curated record. The transcript has 7 exons. NCBI's taxonomy places the organism in Eukaryota, Viridiplantae, Streptophyta, Magnoliopsida, Poales, Poaceae. The coding region runs from base 404 to 886 and encodes 160 amino acids.
CAAACCCUAGCUCAGAUCCCAUCCCCAAAUCACACCCUUCCUCCCUCGUUCCGAUCUCCUCGCCGCCGCCGCAACCUCCUCCCCGUCCCCGCCCCCUCCCGAUCCAUUCUUCUCCCCACCGCUCCCACCCAUCGUCGAUCUCGCUGUCCUCCUCACCCACCGUUCCCCGUUCCACUGACCUCCCCAUUCCUCGUUCCCUUCCAUUUUCCACCUCUCCUGCAGGAUCUAGAUCCAGGAGAGCUCCCUCCCAGAUCCAGAGCCUCCACCUGUGGCGGCGCUGUUGCCGUCGCGGUCGAGGGUUUGCGCGCGUGCAUGGUGGGGUUCUAAUUUGGCCCUGCUCGGCUCUGGCGGUGCUGUUUAAUUCGGCGGUGGCGACCUCUGGUGACAGAGCGGGAGUGGGGAGAUGGCGGCGGAGGCAACCGCGUGCGUCGUGGAGGUCGUUCAGGGACUCGCUGAAGGUGCUCGAGUGCAACAUCCAGCACGCCAACACCCUGGCGUCGGAGUGCUCGAGGCCGACAGCGCCACGCAUCGAUCCAGCACGCGGGUCACACUCCACAAGUGCGAGUGGCCGUGCGCGUACGGCCGGGCGGUGGCGAUGGUGCCGCAGGUGGAGAACCUCGCCGCCGGCCGCGCGCGGCUGGAGGCUGUGAGCGCGCUGCAGCACGAGUCCUGGGAGGCCCGCGACGUCCAUUGGCAGUGUGGCGCCUCCUCAAGGCGGAUGAGAACAUGCGGAUGUGGGAGGCGACGUGCAUGGGUAUGGCACAGUAGCCCUGCGGCGACGGCCGGGUGUUCGCCGGUAAGAGGACCAUUACGUGUGUCUGCUACUCUGCUUCCUAUCCUACUACUAGCACCGCGUUAUCACUGUUGCUGUAUUGAGAACCCCUAAAGAGUGAAAAUGAGAAUUUGAAAGAUUUUAUACAAAUCUUGGAGCCGGAGAACGAGAAGCUUAAGUGAUAGCAGCAAUUUUCCCAGUGGCAAGAGUGCGCGGGCGAUGAGGCGCGGCGGAGCGCUGCUCGCGAUGACGGGUGGCCUCACUCCACAGGUUUCCAAGGGGGUUUUAUUUAUGACAGCCUUGGAGCAGGGAAAACUAACAUGCUACUAAAGCUAACAUGGUGAAAUGUGAAGCCAAGCGUGAAGUCGUGAAGCCUAUAUGGAAAGAGUAGCAUAUCAAUAUAUUGUAAUAGUAUACUGUAGUAGGCAUAUUUGAGUUGUAGUAGUGUAAAGAUUGUAAUAGACUAAUUUAGUGUUUUUUGGACUAAUUUUAUUUGUUGUGUGAUCUGUUCAUAAUAUUGAUUUCGUAUGUGAUUUGUAUACCUAUGAAAUGGAAACCUCCCAAAUUGUUUGACAAAUUA